This is a messenger RNA of Ceratotherium simum simum (southern white rhinoceros), 2647 nucleotides long. RefSeq names its product lysophosphatidic acid receptor 4 (gene LPAR4). The record is from RefSeq and is a predicted model, not a curated record. Gene Ontology annotation, molecular function: lysophosphatidic acid receptor activity. NCBI's taxonomy places the organism in Eukaryota, Metazoa, Chordata, Mammalia, Perissodactyla, Rhinocerotidae. Gene Ontology annotation, biological process: phospholipase C-activating G protein-coupled receptor signaling pathway; positive regulation of Rho protein signal transduction. Gene Ontology annotation, cellular component: plasma membrane.
GGACUUUGGGCCUUUUCUUGUGUCCUGUUUGUUAAAGGCAUGCUGGCUACAGCAUUCAAGAGGGCCGUUCCUUAACAAAGGGAAAGAUAAAUGUAAAUAAGCUCACAUUUUCAGAAUGGGCGCUCUGCUGUAAGAAGCUGCGGCAGCCCAGAGUCUGCUACUUUGGGCUGGGCUAACCUUUCCCUGUAAAAAAAUAAUGGAUUAAAAUAUGCACUUCUAAAGUGCGAGAUGCCCGUUUACAUGUUUAUUAGCUAAUUGUCUACAGGCAUGAGCACACUCUCAUCUAGCACACUCUUUCUUGGGGACGAAAACAUUUCCUACCUGUCCCUAGUCUCAGAGUGGUGAACCCUGCAGCCAGCAGGUCUCCUGAAAAAAAUCCAUGGGUGACAGAAGAUUCAUUGAUUUCCAAUUCCAAGAUUUAAAUUCAAGCCUCAGACCCAGGUUGGGCAAUGCUACUGCCAAUAGUACUUGCAUUGUUGAUGAUUCCUUCAAGUAUAAUCUGAAUGGUGCUGUCUACAGUGUUGUAUUCAUCCUGGGUCUGAUAACCAACAGUGCCUCUCUGUUUGUCUUCUGCUUCCGCAUGAAAAUGAGAAGUGAGACUGCUAUUUUCAUCACCAAUCUGGCCCUCUCCGAUUUGCUCUUUGUCUGCACUCUACCUUUCAAAAUAUUUUACAAUUUCAACCGCCACUGGCCUUUUGGUGACACCCUCUGCAAGAUCUCUGGGACUGCAUUUCUCACCAACAUCUAUGGGAGUAUGCUCUUCCUCACCUGUAUUAGUGUGGAUCGUUUCCUGGCCAUUGUCUAUCCCUUCCGAUCUCGUACCAUUAGGACCAGGAGGAAUUCUGCUAUUGUGUGUGCUGGAGUCUGGAUCCUAGUCCUCAGUGGUGGCAUUUCAGCUUCUUUGUUCUCCACCACUAAUGUCAACAAUGCAACCACCACUUGCUUUGAGGGCUUCUCCAAACGUGUCUGGAAGACUUAUUUGUCCAAGAUCACCAUAUUUAUUGAAGUUGUUGGGUUUGUCAUUCCUCUGAUAUUGAAUGUCUCUUGCUCUUCUGUGGUGCUAAGAACCCUCCGCAAGCCUGCUACAUUGUCUCAAAUUGGGACUAAUAAGAAAAAAGUACUAAAGAUGAUCACAGUGCAUAUGGCAGUUUUUGUGGUAUGCUUCGUACCCUAUAACUCUGUUCUCUUUCUGUAUGCCCUGGUGCGCUCCCAAGCUAUUACCAAUUGCUUGUUGGAAAAAUUUGCAAGGAUUAUGUACCCAAUCACUUUGUGUCUUGCAACUCUGAACUGUUGCUUUGACCCUUUCAUCUAUUACUUUACCCUUGAGUCCUUUCAGAAGUCCUUCUACAUUAAUACCCAUAUCAGAAUGGAGUCCCUGUUUAAGACUGAAACGCCUCUGACCACAAAGCCUUCCCUUCCAGCUAUUCAAGAGGAAGUUAGUGAUCAGACAACACAUAAUGGUGGUGAAUUAAUGCUAGAAUCUACCUUCUAGGUACGAGAACUGUCUUUAGGUCCAGAUAUGGUUUCUCCUAUGAUUUUUCCUAUGCUAUGAGUAAGAGAAAAGAUUUGAAGCUAAUGAUACUGAGGAUAGAUUAAUGUACUGAGUGCAGUCAGAUACAUUUAUUUGAAUGUUUAUUGUACAUAUGCUGUUUUGUUCAAUAAUUAUAGGUCAGGUCUAAUUACAACAACCAAAACUCUUCUGCUGGGUUAGAAUUUUAUUGUAUCACAUUACGUAGGUGGUCAGUGGCCUUGACUUUAGUGAUAUGGAGAUUACUUUAAUACUUUUAAAAAGAUAUUUCCAUUCUGAUAAUAUUUGGUAAUUAGGUUGGGCCUAUAAAUAUAGAACAAAUUCAGGGAUUAUUUAAAAAAACUUUUUGUGUUACUACUGAUAAAUGCUAGACUUUUUGUUCCUUUUUUUGAAUUGUCAUUGAGUUUAUUUUAGCACAAGAACAUAUUUUAGCAUAACAUUAUUAAUAAAAAAUGUAUCAAAUUUAAAAGAGCUGGCAAAAUUUAUUGUAUAUAUUUUGAAAGCAGAAAGAUAAAUUGGGUUUGCAUGAAUAUGGGUGGGAAGAAACAGAAAAUUAACUGGAUUUACACAUCUGCAGUCACCGUCAGUUUUUAAAAACUGUUUUCGUUUUUUUACACUAUGUUAAGAUUUUCGUAUGAAACUUAAAAUCCAGAAAGCUGCUGAAUAUGUGCCCAUGACAGGUGCAAAAUGGAAAAUCACAUAAAACAGCAAAUAUCCAUAAAAAAACUAAGCAACACCAACAUUUUUUUCUUAGAAUUUACAAUUAUCUUUCUUUUGAGAGACUGAUUUCUAUAAAAUAUUCUCCAUAUAAAAUUUUGGAGCACAAUGUAGCCAGAAAGCUGCUGCAUUUGUGCCCAGGUCAGGAGCAAAUUGAAAAAAAUUAACAACAAAAUAAUAACAAAAAUAAAACAAUAAAAGAAACAAAAAAACUUUCUCAAAACUUACAUUAAUGAUUUUGGGGGGAGAGGAGUUGACAUCUGUGAUUUUAAAUUACUUAUUCUUUCUUAUUAACUGUUGGAGCACAAUAUAGCCAGAGAUGUGCUGAAUUUGUGCCCAGGUCGGGAACAUAUUGAAAAAAUAUAUAUAAAGCAAACCAAUACAAACAACAACAAUAAACCA